This is a messenger RNA of Hylaeus anthracinus, 1034 nucleotides long. RefSeq lists its product as uncharacterized. The record is from RefSeq and is a predicted model, not a curated record. Lineage: Eukaryota; Metazoa; Arthropoda; Insecta; Hymenoptera; Colletidae. Gene Ontology annotation, molecular function: translation initiation factor activity; ribosome binding. Gene Ontology annotation, cellular component: mitochondrion. Bases 144 to 839 code for a protein of 231 amino acids. The transcript has 2 exons. Gene Ontology annotation, biological process: mitochondrial translational initiation; ribosome disassembly.
UGAAGAUGUGAAGAUGGUCAACAUGAGACUUGAUGAGACUAUGUUUAUCUUCUUGCGAAACCUUGAAUUUGUUUAAAUCUUUGGAUACGGGUCCACAGUGAACGACAACUUCAUAAUUCUUAUUUGUUGAAGUAAACAUCGUGAUGUUUCGACGCUUAAAAAUAAUUACAUGUAUGUACCGCGUCAGCAAUUCCUUCUUACCGAGGACAAGCAGUGAGCUAGGUCAAAAUGUUUGUUAUAAUUCAUUGCAGCAUCAGACAGUAAAGUUUAGUGUAAGUGAUGAGCCAAAUUCUGAGAGUGUGGACGAUAAAAAGAAAAAGAAACCACGAACACCAAGGGUUCCUCAAAUUACGUUACUUUUUCCCGAUAAAUCUAUGAUCGUUACUUACGUAGAAGAUGCCCAAAAGCUUGCUAAGCGACGGAAUUUACAAUUAGAAAAACUGCACUACGAUAAAAAUGUCGAGAGAGAUGUUUACCGGCUUUACGGUACCGAAGUUUUUAGCGAGGAGAAAGUUAUAGAGAAAGACGAUGGCUAUGUGCAGUUCAAAGUGACCAAACUGUUUCAUUUUAGCGACAAAGUUGCUGAACACGAUUUAAAUACGAAAAUAAAUAAUAUCAAUAGGGUAUUGAAAAAGAGACACAGAGUUAAACUUGUCAUCAAUUUCAGCAGAGAAGAUAAGGAUACAUUCAUUCAAGAUGUGAAGAAGAAAAUAAACGGACUUAUAAGUAAGGAACAACUAAAAAAGAACUCUGUCCAGUUUAUAUUCGAUCCUAUAUCAAUUGAAAAAACUAAUGAUUCAGAAGAAAAUGUUGCAAAUACUGGAGUAACAGUAAAUUGAAACAAAUUUUAAUUUCACGAAUAGUAAUGUGAGUUCUUACAAAAUUAUAUGAUAAUACACUGUAAAUAUGUAUUUGUAUGUAUUUAAAUAUAAAUAUUAUGGAAGUCUAAAACAACUUAUGUAUUAUAUACAUAGAAUUCACUGUAUAUUAUAUUCCUUUAAAACUCAUGAUAGUAAACAACAAAAUGGACAGUA